Molecule: messenger RNA, 2303 nt
Organism: Sus scrofa (pig)
Lineage: Eukaryota; Metazoa; Chordata; Mammalia; Artiodactyla; Suidae
Product: N-acetyllactosaminide beta-1,6-N-acetylglucosaminyl-transferase-like
Biological process (GO): transforming growth factor beta receptor signaling pathway
Cellular component (GO): membrane
Molecular function (GO): acetylglucosaminyltransferase activity
Source: RefSeq, a predicted model, not a curated record
ACCUACACCACAGCUCAUGGCAACGCCGGAUCGUUAACCCACUGAGCAAGGUCAGGGACCGAACCCGCAACCUCAUGGUUCCUAGUCGGAUUCGUUAAUCACUGCGCCACGAUGGGAACUCCGGGAGACGUUUUUUAUAGGCAGAAUUUGGGGCGAGGGGCUGCAGGGUGUGUGAUUGGCUGGUGGGGGGGAACAGGGCGUUGCUCCACGAAUCAGGCGCUUAGUGGGAAGUUGCCAUCCUCCGCCUGGGUGGGGGCUUGAGUUCCAGCAGAAGAACUCAGAAAUAUUGUCAUGUAUAUUUCCUGAGGAGGAACCAGAACCCUGCCCCAAGGCUCUGAGAUUAUUUCUUAACUGCCCCCCCCCUUUGUUUCUACGUUCCCUCCCUUCCCUGAUUAGCAGCUGUGUGCAUCUGCCCUUUGGAACUCAGGGGAGGUCAAGGGGGUUGGAUGAAGCCUUUUUCCUUCUAGGAAAAAAUGGGGAACACUGAAAGGAUUUCUACCAGGACCCCACUGAGUCCUGCUCCGUGUCCAUCUUAUGACAGGCACCAUGGCGGACGCUAGAGGUGGAAGGAGAGGGGCUGUCACCUCAUCUCUAAGUCACAAGACCAGGAGCCCUGCAAUUUCAGAUCCCCUAGGACUGGAACUCCCGUAAGCUCCGGCUUUAGAAAAGAGUAGGGCGGGGCUCAGAAGCAUCACAAAAGAGCCCGAUGGGUGAGGUUUUGUUUUCUAUCUUGUCACCUCCAUCACUUUUCUCAUCCAAAGGGCGUAUUUGAGAAGGGAGGCUACCGGUGCCCUGUGGAGUGUUCUGGAAGAGUCGGGGGACCCGGCUGUGGCUCUUUGCCAGGAGCAACCAGCCGGGGUUGGGGGGGGCGGGGAGCACCGCAGCCUGUCGGAUGACUAGCCGGAAAUGGCACGCCUGCCAGAACACAUCAUUUCAACUUUGCUUUACUGUACUUAUUCCCUGAAUGACAGUAACGGGGGGGGGGGGGGGAACCUUGGGAAAUGAGAGAAAAGGGAUCGGAGAAACUAAAUCUGCGAGGGAAAAAGGAAUUACCAGAGUUUUAGUGGAACAGCCAGCCCCUGCGAGCUGGAGCUGGAGGGAGGGAAAAGGCUGGGCUUAAGCAACCUGCUAUUGGGAUUUAGACAAAGGCGGUUUGAGAGGCAGAGGACGACGAGGCGGGAUCAGUUGCUAAUAUCAACAUGGGGAGAAAGCCAGCUGCUGGACUCCGGGGGAUGACACCGAAUCCGAUCACCGCGUUUCCUUCAGCGCAGGAAUUGCUGGAGUAUGUACCAAAAUAAGAACUCAGAGAAAAAAGUAAGUUUGGGAAAGGACUUGCAGAUUCUGACAGUCUUUGAAAUCUUACUCCUCUUGGAGGCAUGACUUCAUUGAUGCGUUUCCUCUUUAUAGCUUCUGUCUCUUGUGUAAUCAUUUUUAUCGUGUUCUAUGCGUUUCAUUUUGGGGGAGAGCAAAGCUUCCAGAGGCUAAAUAACUCAGACCCUCUGAUGCUGAGUCAAGUUUGCACAUCCUCCAUCAAAGGCAAAACACCUUUCCUCUGGAGAGACAGACUAACGAUCUAUGAGAAGUCUUCUUGCAAGGAAUACCUGACCCAAAGCCACUAUAUCACGGUGCCUUUAUCUAAAGAAGAAGCUGACUUCCCCUUGGCCUACAUCAUGGUCAUUCAUCACAAUUUCGAUACCUUCGCAAGGCUCUUCAGAGCUGUGUACAUGCCUCAGAACGUCUACUGUGUCCACGUGGAUGAGAAAGCCACCACUGAAUUCAAAGAUGCAGUGGAGCACCUCCUGAGCUGCUUCCCGAAUGCCUUCCUGGCUUCCAAGACGGAGCCCGUGGUCUACGGCGGGAUUUCCAGGCUCCAGGCGGACCUCAACUGCAUCAAGGAUCUGGCGGCCUCGGCGGUCCCGUGGAAAUACGCCAUCAACACCUGCGGGCAGGACUUCCCCCUGAAAACCAACAGGGAGAUCGUUCAGUAUCUGAAAGGGCUUAAAGGGAAAAACAUCACCCCGGGGGUGCUGCCCCCCGCUCACGCCAUUGGACGGACGAGAUACGUCCACCGGGAGCACCUGGGCAAAGAGCUUUCCUAUGUGAUAAGAACCACGGCGCUGAAACCGCCUCCUCCGCACAAUCUCACCAUUUACUUUGGCUCUGCCUAUGUUGCUCUGUCCAGAGAGUUCGCCACCUUUGUUCUCCAGGACCCUCGGGCUGUGGACUUGCUCCACUGGUCCAAAGACACCUUUAGUCCGGAUGAGCAUUUCUGGGUGACCCUCAAUAGGAUUCCAGGUAUGUGA